Molecule: messenger RNA, 570 nt
Organism: Phytophthora infestans T30-4
Lineage: Eukaryota; Oomycota; Peronosporomycetes; Peronosporales; Peronosporaceae
Product: putative GPI-anchored elicitin INL11b-like protein
Exons: 1
Coding region: 1-570 (189 amino acids)
Cellular component (GO): extracellular region
Source: RefSeq, a predicted model, not a curated record
AUGGCCAAGUUCACUCUCGCUGUUUCGACGCUUCUUGUCGCGUCGGCUGCCGUCUCGGCCCACGAGGGGCACGACCACUCGUCGUCGACCCACGACGAACAUGAGCACUCAGGCUCUGCCGCUUCAGGCACCGUUGGUUCGGAGUGCUCGGCCGACGUGAGCGAGGCGUUCAUCGCGACUGUCGACAACAGCACCUACUUCGAAACGUGCGCAGAAGGCAUGACCUUCAACAUCACGUCGGUCUUCGACGUACUCAACUUCACGGACUCGGAAUUCUUGACGUUCUGCAACUCGUCCACGUGCCUCGAGCCCGUGCAUGGGCUCAUGGGAUCGGUCGACUGCCUCAUCACGUACCAGGGCACGCCGCGUGACCUGGCAGCUGAAGUCGAUAAGCUCCAUGACCAGUGCCACGAGGUCCUUGACGCGGCGGACUUAGAAAUGGACAUGGGUGGCCAUGCGCACAGUUCGGGCUCCACUGGCUCAGCCUCCGGUUCGUCCGACGCACCGUCCGUGGUGGUGACGGUAGGAUCGGUGGUCUCUGCUGCGAUCCUGGCCGCCUUCCUGGCUUAG